AUGUUUCCGCAACCCCUGCCAUUUUCUCAUGCACUAAAAGUGCUGGUGAAAGCUCCGAUUGCGAACAGACAAUCCGGUCGGUCGCGUCUCAAUUUGUGGUACAGAAUGGCCAGCACAAACGCCAAUGUCUGGGGUCUGCAGGACCCAUCAUUGAUUAAGUAUCAAUCUUAUAUCGAUGGGAAGUGGGUGAGUGCAAAGGAGGGUGGAACCAUUCUUGUUACCAAUCCUGCGACAGAUGAAGAGCUCGGCACUGUUCCAGAGAUGGGCCUUGAGGAGACCAAGUCUGCCAUUGCAGCUGCUGGAAAUGCCUUUGCAUCAUGGGGCAAAACUACGGCCAGACACCGUCAUGACAUUCUGAUGAAAUUCUAUAAUCUAAUGCGAGAACACAAUGAUGACUUGGCCAGGAUUAUCACAUUAGAGAAUGGCAAGACUUUGAUGGAGGCAAAGGGCGAGAAUGCCUACAGUGCAUCCUUCAUGGAGUGGUAUGCUGAAGAGGCUGUUCGAACCUACGGAGAAUACGUACCUUCGCCGUUCCCUGACAUUCGGAACGUCGUGAUUAAGCAACCCGUUGGUGUUGUCUCUAUUCUCACCCCAUGGAACUUCCCUUCUGCUAUGAUCACGCGAAAAUUGGGUGCCGCACUCGCAGCAGGUUGCACGGCAGUCAUAAAACCUCCACCUGAAACACCCUUUUCGGCUCUUGCGCUAGCUGAGCUAUCUCGUCGCGCAGGUGUCCCAGACGGUGUCAUCAACAUUGUUACGACUCAAAAGAACGUCAUUGAGGUCGGCCGCGAGAUGUGCGAAAACAAAAUAGUCAGGAAGGUAUCGUUCACCGGAUCAACACCCGUCGCUAAGAGCUUGUAUGGCAUGGCUGCCUCCACACUCAAGAAAGUUUCUAUCGAAGCUGGCGGGAAUGCGCCUUUCAUUGUCUUUGAUGACGCUGAUAUCGACAAGGCCGUCGAAGGGGCAAUCGCAUGUAAAUUCCGCGGUUCAGGACAAACCUGCGUCUGUGCAAACCGUAUCUACGUUCAGUCUUCAGUCUACGCUGAUUUUGCUUCCAAACUCGCCGAGAAAGUGACUGCGUUUAAAGUCGGAAAUGGCCUGGAUGAAACAACGACACAUGGUCCUCUCAUUCACGAGAAAGCAAUAUCGAAGGUUACACGACAUGUGGAAGACGCAGUAUCUCGUGGUGCCCAAGUAUUGAUUGGUGGUAAACGUGUCGAUGGAGCCGGAACUUUCUUUGCGCCUACUGUCCUUUCUGAGGUUCCCGCUGGAGCACUCUUCAAUGUUGAAGAAACUUUCGGGCCUGUUGCGGCUCUGACGAAGUUCGAGACAGAAGCGGAGGUGAUCGCCCUAGCAAACGACGCGGACGUGGGUCUUGCUGGAUAUUUCUUCAGUCGGGAUAUUGGGCGUGUAUGGAGAGUUGCAGAGGCGCUUGAGGUUGGUAUGGUUGGCACCAACACCGGGUUGAUCAGUCAUGCUACUAUUCCUUUCGGUGGUGUGAAAGAGAGUGGCCUUGGGCGGGAGGGAGGUCACGGUAUUACGGAGUACAUGAAUCAGAAGCUCAUUACUUUCGGCGGACUCUGA
Suillus bovinus is the source of this 1584-nucleotide messenger RNA. RefSeq names its product Aldehyde/histidinol dehydrogenase. The coding region runs from base 1 to 1584 and encodes 527 amino acids. The transcript has 15 exons. Gene Ontology annotation, molecular function: succinate-semialdehyde dehydrogenase (NAD+) activity. Gene Ontology annotation, biological process: GABA catabolic process. NCBI's taxonomy places the organism in Eukaryota, Fungi, Basidiomycota, Agaricomycetes, Boletales, Suillaceae. The record is from RefSeq and is a predicted model, not a curated record.